AGAUAUGCUGCAUUAAGUCACUGUUGGGGCAAAACAGAAUUCCUGAAGCUUGAAAAGGACAAAAUUGAGGAGUUCUCCAUAGGCAUUGCUAUGGCCCGAACCGGCAUGCCGAAGAACUUUAAAGAGGCUAUACAAGUCACUGAAAGGCUUGGGAUUCCUUUCAUUUGGAUCGAUUCGCUCUGUAUUGUCCAAGAUGACAAACAAGAUUGGAAGAUCGAGGCGGCAAAAAUGAAGGAUGUUUAUCGGUGUGCUACGUUCACAAUCGUGGCAGCAAGCGCAGCGGACAGUAGCGGUGGGCUUUUC
Aplosporella prunicola CBS 121167 is the source of this 303-nucleotide messenger RNA. RefSeq lists its product as uncharacterized. The annotation marks the transcript as partial. The transcript has a single exon. The record is from RefSeq and is a predicted model, not a curated record. NCBI's taxonomy places the organism in Eukaryota, Fungi, Ascomycota, Dothideomycetes, Botryosphaeriales, Aplosporellaceae.